UUCACACGGCAGUUAAAGCAUUUGCUGCGUGCUCUCUCUCUCUCUCACACACACACUGCUUCAAAUUUGAUUGCCCCCCCCCCUUCCAUUUUUGUAAGCUGAUUCUAGUCGUCGUCGUCGAUUGCCAUUGUCCCUUGCUCUCUUUCUACGGAGCUGGAAUUUGUUCAGAGGUCGAAGUUUCUGCAGGCUGCAGUUUGUUUGCUAUUGAAAGGACUCCAAAUUCAGGAAAUUGGAUUGGUUUACUACAGUGUAUUGCGACUUAAUUCAUAUGCAUUUUGUUGAUUGUAAGUUGUAACAGCAGUAAACACGAGAGAUAGAUUAUUGUGAUGAUAUCCGGCGGUUCCAGUAGAGUAGAGAGAGCGUUUAUUGGUGAGAUGCUGGCUAUGGAGUCAUGCCCUUCACGGGUUUUAUCUCAUUUCCGCGAUGAGAGCUGUGAAGAAGAGCUGGCCGUUCUUCCCAGGCAUACAAAGGUUAUUGUCACAGGGAAUAACAGAACAAAGAGCGUUUUGGUUGGUUUGCAAGGAGUAGUCAAGAAGGCCGUUGGUCUUGGUGGUUGGCAUUGGCUGGUCCUGAAGAAUGGUGUUGAGGUCAAGCUUCAGAGGAAUGCUCUGAGUGUAUUAGAACCGCCUACUGGAAAUGAAGAAGACGAUGAAUAUGAUUUUGAUGAUUCAAGCAGUGGCUCUGAUAUGGGGGAAAACCAUCGCCGCUUCUCUUAUGGGCUUCACUUGAGCAAGAAAAACAAGCCAAAAGUUAGGUAUAAUAUGCAGUGGUCUCCCUCCGCACCAACAACAAAGUCGAUGAACCAUAGCAGUUGCAGAGAGAUUCAGUCCAAUUUUCGCGCAACACAGUUGAGAGUUAAUCUGGCAAAACUCGGGAUUGGAUCAUUAUGGAGAUAUUGUCGAAGCUUCCACAUCGCCAGUAUCAGCUCUCACCCUACCAAGGAACAACUCAUCAAAGCUGUCCAGCAGCAUUUUUCUUCACAGAAAGUAGACGAGGUACAAGUGAUUGUGGAGUUUAUUCAUGCGGCCAGGAGACUUCAGUAAGUUGGCAAAGAUUUAUAGAGGCUGUAAUAUAUGGAGCAUGUAUUUAGUAGGUAGUCUACUCUUAUUGACCCUAGCUUUUAGUUUAACCUCUAAUUAUCAAUGUAGAGACUAUGAGUGUGGAUGUCUGGAUUGCUAACCAUGCAAUAGGGGGUUUGGUUUGUUCACUCAAUCUAAUACUACUCCUUGUACAAAAUACAGUAUGACUUUCACUCCAAAGUUGGAUUAAAGAAUUAGAUUAGAUAUCCUACCCCUAAUUAAUUGAGAAUUAAA
Salvia splendens (bonfire salvia) is the source of this 1313-nucleotide messenger RNA. RefSeq lists its product as uncharacterized. Gene Ontology annotation, molecular function: transcription coregulator activity; protein binding. The record is from RefSeq and is a predicted model, not a curated record. Gene Ontology annotation, biological process: regulation of DNA-templated transcription. NCBI's taxonomy places the organism in Eukaryota, Viridiplantae, Streptophyta, Magnoliopsida, Lamiales, Lamiaceae. The transcript is spliced from 7 exons. Bases 327 to 1043 code for a protein of 238 amino acids. Gene Ontology annotation, cellular component: histone deacetylase complex.